Molecule: messenger RNA, 1700 nt
Organism: Sardina pilchardus (European sardine)
Lineage: Eukaryota; Metazoa; Chordata; Actinopteri; Clupeiformes; Clupeidae
Gene: rab10
Product: RAB10, member RAS oncogene family
Exons: 6
Coding region: 579-1184 (201 amino acids)
Biological process (GO): cellular response to insulin stimulus
Cellular component (GO): recycling endosome; Golgi apparatus; insulin-responsive compartment
Molecular function (GO): GTPase activity; GTP binding
Source: RefSeq, a predicted model, not a curated record
UGUCGCCUUGGUGGGUCCAUUCGAAGGCGACGGCGGUCGUCUAUGUUUCGGUUUCAAACAAUUCGGGAGAUAUAAUCAGGAUAACAAGGGUGUUUAUUCUCCAAAAUAUCGUUUCUGAAACCCUUUUACUCUCCCGGACUGCUAAUCCAGAGUGACUGGAAUGAAGGGGUAUGCCAAGAAUUUGAAUUAGCUCGCUUGUAGUUUGAAGAAAGAGUAAGUCGGGUUGAGGGGAGCCAUUUUGUCCCGACUGUGUGGGAGAAAGGAAGAGUGGGAAAAGGGAUAUCUCACAGAAGAGGAAAAUCCAGCUCCCUCUUUAGACAACAGGACAAGCCAACUGCACGGCUGCGGGUAUCACCGUGAGCUAGCUAGCAAGCGAGCUAUCAUCAUCAACACCCUUCACUCAAGUGCUAUGGUAUUGAUUGAAACCUGGUAAGGCGAGCUAGCUAGCUAGAUAUCAACAAGGAUUUCUACAAAUUUAUCAAGCUGUUUGCUCGAUUUGUUAGCGUGGCGAUUGCUCACCUGGUCCCCGAAGUGGAUUUUGACACAGUACCAUUAGUAAAUUUCAAUUUUUUAUAUAAAUGGCGAAGAAGACAUACGAUCUGUUAUUCAAGCUUCUCCUGAUCGGAGAUUCUGGUGUAGGGAAGACAUGCGUGCUGUUUCGCUUCUCCGACGAUGCGUUCAACACUACCUUCAUCUCUACCAUAGGAAUCGAUUUUAAGAUCAAAACAGUUGAAUUACAAGGAAAGAAGAUCAAGCUACAGAUAUGGGACACGGCGGGGCAGGAGCGGUUCCACACCAUCACCACCUCGUACUACAGAGGCGCCAUGGGCAUCAUGCUGGUCUACGACAUCAGCAACGCCAAGAGCUUCGAGAACAUCAGCAAGUGGCUGCGGAACAUUGACGAGCACGCAAACGAAGACGUGGAGAGGAUGCUGCUAGGCAACAAGUGUGACAUGGAGGACAAGCGAAUCGUACCAAAGGCGAAGGGGGAACAGAUUGCCAGGGAGCAUGGUAUCCGUUUUUUCGAAACGAGUGCAAAAGCGAACAUCAACAUCGAGAAGGCAUUCCUCACGUUAGCAGAAGACAUCCUCAGAAAGACGCCCGUAAAAGAGCCCAACAGUGAAAAUGUGGACAUCAGCAGCGGAGGCGGAGUCACAGGCUGGAAGAGCAAAUGCUGUAGCUGAACGACCUCACAUAGACUCACACACACACACACACACACACACACACACACACACUCUCUCUCUUUCACACACACACACACACACACACACACACACACGCUAUACACACACAAACAACAUAGGCGCACCACACACUGACAUUCACAUGCACGAACACACACACAUAUACAAACGCACGCACACACAUAUACACACAUAAACACACACACACACACACACACACACACACACACAGUUUCUAUCUCUUCUCACUCACUCUUCUCACCUCCCUCUAACACCUCUCCCUCAAUCCUCUGCUCUCAUCUGUUUAUCUGCCUACUCACCUGCUCUCUCUCUCUCUCUCUUUCUCUCUCUCUUCUGUCUUUUCUUCCAUCUCUCUGUGUCUCUCUCUCUCUCUCUCUCUCUCUCUCUUUCUCUCUCUCUUCUGUCUUUUCUUCCAUCUCUCUGUGUCUCUCUCUCUCUCUCUCUCUCUCUCUCGCUCUUUCUCUCUGGAAAUAAACCACUUCUCUAACACCC